Pantherophis guttatus is the source of this 5027-nucleotide messenger RNA. The record is from RefSeq and is a predicted model, not a curated record. Lineage: Eukaryota; Metazoa; Chordata; Lepidosauria; Squamata; Colubridae.
AUAAACCUGGGAAACAGCCUCACACGGAUUUUUUGCUCCUCCUUUCUGUUCUAUAGCUUUUAAACCCCUUCCCUUUUAACCUCAUUUCCAUCUCAAUUAUUUGGUUGCUGCUGAUCUGCAAAUAUUGCGUAAGCUCGCCCUCUGCCCACUGGCGCCUUUAGCAAAAACAUUGUCCCCUGAUUGCUUGUCACAUUUCUUUAAAUGUGGGGCCCUCUGCCCCACAGCUGCCUGUUUGCAGAAGCCGAAAGAAAUCCGCGUUUUUUCCCCCCUCGGCUGCUCAGUAGGGUGGCUUCAGCUCUUGAAUCAUGGCUAAGAGCCUUUUGAUGUUGUUUUUCACACUGAAGGUUUGCGAGCCAUCCGAAACACACAAGACGUUUCUGAACAGCUUGGAAGCCCCUGACAUUUACUUUUAUUUCGGGACAAAUUCAAGCCUCGCAGUGCCCGAAUUUGAGCUCGUGCCUCUGACUUGCUCCUGCGCAGACAGACAGGCGUCUUGUCCAGGCCAGCGUUGUUCCUUCCACGCUUCAGGAGAUCACUUCACCUUUGAGUUCUCUCAAGAUCAAGCUCUUUCCCCUCCGUAUUUCGUGACCACCCGAAGAUUAAACUCUUCCGCUAGUUUGCUGCGGCGUUUAAGGCAUCCUUGCUUUGCUGGAGGGAAGCCACUCAAACCCCUGGGGGCAAAAUGCCGUGUCACAUAUUGUGAAGGACAGCUGCAAGGUUUUAUCAGUGUCCGUGGCAAGAAGGUUCACAUUAGACCGGUGAAAAAGCAACAUCAACGCCAGUUGAUGGAACUCCAUCUGCCUAGGCCCCACAUCGUCUUCAGCAGUCUGCAGGACGAUUCAACAUCAGCACAGACCAAUGGAAAGGUUUCCUCUCGGAUUCGCAGAGGGGUUGAGGAGAAGGUGAAACAUCUGGAGCUCUUAGUGGUGGUAGGGCCAGAUGUUCACCAGUUCCACAAAGAAGACACUGAGAGGUACAUCCUCACCAACCUCAACAUUGGAGCAGAGCUUCUUCGAGAUCCCUCACUGGGUAUUCAAUUCAGGGUUCAUCUGAUCAAAAUGAUUAUCCUCACAGAACCUGAGGAAGGCAUCCAGAUCUCCACCAACAUCACAAACUCAAUCCUGAGUGUUUGCCGAUGGAGCCUGGAGAUCAACCCAGAGAGUGACCUGGAUCCUUAUCACGCGGACCUCGUUCUUUACGUAACCAAGUUUGAUCUAGAACUCCCGGAUGGAAAUAAGCAGGUGCGUGGGGUCACCUCGAAGGGAGGAGCCUGUUCAAAGUCUUGGAGCUGCGUCAUCACCGAAGACACGGGCUUCGGUUUGGGCAUCACCAUUGCGCAUGAGAUUGCUCACAGCUUUGGGAUUGACCACGAUGGGGAAGGGAACGGCUGCGUGGGAGACCGACACGUUAUGGGCUCCGAAGGGGGACACAACAGCGUGGAUCUGACGUGGUCGGCCUGUAGCAGAGAGCAGCUCCAGGCAUUUGUCAGUACAGGCCAAGCAAGCUGCACAGAUGACCUGCCUGUGUUAAAGAGCAGCCUGCCGGAGGCGAAGCCUGGCCUGUAUUUUGGAGCAGAGGAACAGUGCAAAAUUGCCUUCGGUUCGGGGGCUUCGGCCUGCACUUUCAGCUAUGACGUGGACAUGUGCCGUGUUCUCUCUUGCCACAUCAAUUCGGCCGAUCAAUCCACCUGCUCUCGGCUCCAUGUCCCGCUUCUGGAUGGAACCGAAUGUGGGAUCCACAAGUGGUGUUCCAAAGGACGCUGCAGCUCCCUAGAAGAUCUGUCUCCGGUUAGCAUGGUGCACGGACAAUGGUCCAGCUGGACUUCCUUCACUUCCUGUUCCAGGAGCUGCGGAGGAGGGAUCAGGUCAAGACAACGACAGUGCAACAACCCUCGACCUGCUUUUGGUGGGCAAUCAUGCCAGGGAGAAGCCUUGCAAGCCGAGAUGUGUCAUGUGCAGACCUGCCUGAAGACCCAGAUGGACUUCAUGAACGAGCAGUGCUCAGCCACCAAUGUGAAGCCGCUCUACCUUCAUCGGCAGCUGCCUUCCUUCUACAGGUGGAUUUCAGCAGCUGGCUAUGCCAAAGGAGAUGCUCUGUGCCAAUAUAUGUGCCAGGCAGCUGAGAACUUCAUGGUGAGCCGUGGGGACCAAUUCACUGAUGGGACAAGAUGCAAGAAAAGUGGUCUGGCGGACAAGGAUACCCUUGCUCUGUGUGUGAUGGGCAGCUGCAGGGUGUUUGGGUGUGAUGGACGGAUGGACUCUGGAAAGAAAAUGGAUGCAUGUCAAAUAUGCGGGGGAGACGGCACAUCAUGCGUAAACGUGAAGGGCUCUUUCACUGAGGGAAAAGCCAGAGAGUACACCACCUUCCUGAUGUUGUCUCCUAACACCACCUCAGUCCACGUGGUCAACCGGAAACCCCUCUUCACCCACUUGGCGGUGAAAGUGCGAGGACAAUACACAGUAGCUGGGAAAGGACUCAUUUCUUUAAACGUCACCUAUCCUUCGAUCUUGGAAGACAACCGGUUGGAGUACAAGGUCUUCCUUACAGAAGAUAAUCUGCCCAAUUUGGAGGAGAUUCAUCUGGCUGGACGAAUCCAGGAAGAGAUAGAGAUACAGGUUUACAGGAAAUACGGAAAAGAAUAUGGGAGCGCCACCAGCCCCGAUAUCGCCUUCAGCUACUUUAGACCGAGCGAAAAAGAGAAUUACAUGUGGAAGGCCCAGUUCAGCCACUGCUCAGUCACCUGUGGGACGGCAAGAGUUGAGAAGGUGGAUGACCUCUAUUGCCUCAAGAUGCCCAAACCUCCUUCUAGGCGGUUGACGGUGGGCUGGAAUCCACCGUGGAUGAGGCUGUGUCCAGCAGACCAGAAACCCCCGGCCUUCGUGCCAUGCACCGUGGAUGUCUGCCCGUUGGGUUGGAACACGGAAUUGAGGUCUGGUGCUCCAGAACAGCGAGACCGGAUUGGAAAUCAAUCUGUAUACGUCUGGAGUCCUUUGGCUGGGAACUGUUCAGUUUCCUGUGGAGGAGGACGGAUGUUGCUGAGUUACGUCUGCCUGGUUUUUGACACUAAAGAAGAAACCGAGGAGAGACGCUGUAACCAGACCCAGAGACCAGCGAGCCGUCUAGAAAUUUGCAACCCUGAGCCAUGUCCACCAAGGUGGUUUUACAAGCAAGGUGCGUGUAGCGUGACAUGCGGGGAAGGCGUGAUGCGCAAGGUCUUGUACUGUGCGCGAGGGACCGGGGAGGAGGAGGAAGAGGUCCUGCCAGAUGCAGCCUGCGAGGACUCGUUGCGGCCCGAAGAACAGGAAGUGUGCCAUCUGGAAUCUUGUCCACCCAGCUGGAAAGUGACGGAGCGUGGGCCCUGCUCCUCUUCGUGUGGACUUGGAGUUGCCACCCAAUCAGUGUCAUGCGUGAGGCUUGCUGGAGGACGAGAAGUGGAGGUGGCCGAGGGCCGGUGCCCGGAAGCGGAAAAGCCUCUCUCGGUCGUCCCCUGCAUUCUCCGCGUCUGCCCUUACGAAUGGGGGUUCACCCAAUGGACGGAGUGCUCCGUCUCCUGUGGAACCGGCAUCCAGAGACGGAAGGAUUUCUGCAUCAACCCCCAAACUAAGACACGGGUGAACCCUCUGUUGUGCAUGCAUGUUCCUAAGCCCAUGAUGGUGAGAACAUGUUCCAUCAUCCCUUGCCUCGAACAGACCACGAUGAAGUCAGACCUCCGGUCAGAUGUCCCGACAGCAACCCAGCUUCCAUCCACAGAGGUCACUCUUCACCUCACCACCCCAGAGGUCACUCCUCGUCUCAAAGGACGGCAGGACCAGGCCUUCGACCUUCCAUGGUCCAAAGGAGAAGAUCCUCAGAAGAAAGAAACCAAGGCUAAAACCCGAGGAGAUAUCUCGGAGGAACCCAGUAUCUGUGGAAGGCAGUGGCUGGACCCCAGCGGACUAAUCAACAUGACAGGUGUGCAAGCCAGGAUUUGCACGGUCGCCAUAGGCCGCCCUUUAGGGGAGAUGAUCACAGUCCAGGUGUUGCAGAGUUCCUUGAACUGCAGCGCAGGAGAAAUAUUACUCUUUUCGACACGGACAAUGUGGCGGAUGGCCUGUAAGAAACUGAAGCUGUUGCUGGUGACCACCCAAACCAACACCCUGAUGGUCAGGCAACGCCGGCUGUUGUCGGGGAGUGGCGUUGUGCUACGGUACACCAGCCGAUUGGCAGAGAAGAAACACCAUCAAGGUGUUUGUGAUAGGCAGCUGUUUGGUCCCUGGGUCAUCCUGAACCCAGGACCGUCGCUGGAUGGGAACGGCAAAUGGCUUGCUAGGAUAUUUAUCGAUGUGGCGCCCCACCUGCGCAUUGCCAUCCAUGCGGUGUACGUGGAAUUCCAAGCAACGGCCACGAAACACACUCCAGCUACAUUUCGGCAGGCUGAGUGUCAGGACCUUUUCCUAUUCCAGAUCCGAGAUGUUGAAUCCUUGAGGACUACCGUCUUCCAGGGGAACCGUCUUUUCUACUGGGAAUCCAUCGGCAGCCGAGCCGAGAUCGAAUUCAACCAAGCCCUGGCCAACGUCAGCUUCCGAGCGGAGUACUGGGCCACCAAGUAGCCCUUCGUUUGAUUGGCCGAUGUGGAAAACGCCGCACAGGAGGCAAUUACAGUAUAUAGUCGGAAGGGACCUCGGAGGUCUUCUAGUCCAACCCCCUGUUCCAGUCGGACGGGAGGCAGGAAAGGGCCGGUGCUGAGCGCUCUCCUCAAAAACAUGAAAACGGCUGAACGAAGCAUCGUGUUCUACCUUUCAUAGGUGCCUUUCCAUAAAUCCCUUAUGCCUCUGUUUUUGCAAACAGAUUGUCUUCUCUUGGUGCUUCUGUCAACCUACACAAAGCUGGACCAAGGGCCUACCUACAGGGUCGUUGUACAGGGACUCGGCACUUGAGCAUAAAAUUAAUCCCUGUGGAGUAGCCCGCUUGGUGCCUCUGAAAAAAGCGAGCUGCAGCUCCCCAGAACUUCUGCCUUUGAAAUAAAACACGUUCGUGGAAAACCACAA